Molecule: messenger RNA, 2088 nt
Organism: Zonotrichia albicollis (white-throated sparrow)
Lineage: Eukaryota; Metazoa; Chordata; Aves; Passeriformes; Passerellidae
Source: RefSeq, a predicted model, not a curated record
CUGAGCCUUUUUAACUGGUAGGUUUGCUUCCAAAGGAACCUGCAGCAUCUGUGGCAUGUGUGAAGUGUUCCUGGCCCAAAGGUGCUCCACGUGCUGGGAUGGAGUCACCACAGGCCCCUCGGCCACCUCAGCCCACCCAGCCCCUCACUGCUGCUGCUGCUGGACCAGCCCAUCACAUGGACAGACACCCCAAGGCCACUGGAGUCACCUCAGCUCUGGCAUCUGCACCCCCCCAGCUUUGGAGCAGGGUGGGCUACCGUCCUCUGAGGCCGUGUGACAGGGAACUAGCAGAAGAGUCGCUUUUAAGAUGACACGAACAGACCCACCUGACAUUCUGGUGUCCACGGUGUACCAAGACAUCAAGGUGGCGACAGCAGCCCCUGGGGAUUCCGUUGUCUGUCAGCCCCUAGCACAAUGUGAUGCCUCCAUGUCCUCCUCCCUGUCCCGCGAGCCGCAGCCCUUCAACAAGCGCCAUUGUAGGAGUUUCGACUUCAUCGAGUCGCUGGAAGAGCUGGGCACCCCCUCGGCCAUGGAGCGCGCCUGCCCUCCCAUGCUGGCACCCCGCGCCGCCCACCGGCCACCGGCCCUUUCGAAAAGUCACCGGAGAACUGCUCGCCCGACCUGAGCGCUGAGGAGGACGACAUGAUGAUGUGCUCCAAUGCCAAGUGCCGGCGCACAGAGACCAUGUUCAAUGCCUGCCUCUACUUCAAAUCGUGCCACAGCUGCUACACCUACUACUGCUCCCGGCACUGCCGGCGCGAGGACUGGGACACGCACAAGGCCAGCUGCGUCUACGGGCGGGUGGGCAGCGUCUGCCGCCACGUCCUGCAGUUCUGCCGCGAGAACACCGAGGUGCACAAGGCCUUCUCACGCAUCGCCAAGGUGGGAUACCUCUCCCGCGGCCGCGGCGUCCUCUUCCUGGGCUUCCCCAAUGCGGGCUCCGCCGAGAACUUUCUCCAGUUUGGGCUGGAGAGCCUGCUGAUGUCCCCCACGUACCUGUCCCUGCGGGAGCUGGACAGCUACUCGGACAACCUGGGGGAGUAUGCCCAGGAGCUGCGGGAGACAGGCAACCAGUACGACCCCAACGAAUGUUUCCUGCUGAAUGUAACCGUGGCCGUCACUCAGAAAGUGCCAGAGAGGCCGUCACCGAAGAUGCAGGUCCCGACGGUCAGGAAAUACGCCAAGGUGGCCUUAGCCUCCUCCAGCCCUGAGAAGAAGAUCUUGAAGAAGGAGCGGGACAUGGAAACGUUGAUCCUGACGCCACCGCCCGGAACGGCGGACAUCGACAAGGAGGGGGAGGAGGGCCGGAAGGCACGGGAGGUCUGCUUCAUCAACAUCCAGCGGGAGCUGCGCAUCCGCGGCGUCUUCCUGCGGCACGAGUUCCCCGCUGUCUACGAGCAGCUCUGCGACUUCGUGGAGAGCAACAAGCGCUUCACCCCCACCACCAUCUACCCCAUCGACAAGAGGACGGGCAAACAGUUCAUGUGCAUGAUUAUGGCGGCCUCCGAGCCUCGCACCCUCGACUGGGUGGCCAGCCCCAACCUCCUGGACGACAUCAUGUGAACGCAGGGCGGGGGCACCCCCUCUGUAGAGACGUGCUGUCCUGUCAGAACCCCCUCGGCUGUUACACCAAGGGGUACCAAGGGGAGGGGGCUGCGGGCAGCCGGCAGUGCUGGGGGGCCGGGCGGUGACGGGAGCACAGCCCCAAGUCUGCCCUGGAGCCCAGAGCCCGGGGAGCCCCUGCAGAGCCCUCUGGCGUGAGCGGUGCUUGGCCAGAGCGGGGGCGUCUCGCACCCCCCCAACCCCUGCUGCAACCCAGAGCCCCUCGGGCCUGCCCCAGGCUCCCCUCAGCACCGAGGGUCCCCGCAGCGGCCAUACCCAGCGCCUGGGACUGGGCUGCGCCAGGAUCGUGUCCCUGCCGCGCCUGUGUAGCCUGUGCGUGUUACUGCGGGAGCGUCAGGCGCCGGGGGGGCCUGGGAUCCCCCGCGGGCUCUGGGCACAGAGCGGGGCAGGGCUGGGGGUCCCGGGGCGGAGCGGCCACGGUGAGGGAUCGGCGGGAGGGAGGGGGGGGGCUCUGACCGGGGUCGG